GAAGAAGGAAACCCUCGGACGCUAGGAAGUAGUUUAUUUUUGUCGUUUUUCAAACAAACUACCGACAUGUUUACUUCAUUUGCUUGUGGCGCUGUGGUGUUUCCUGGACUCUUCUACGGCCUCAGGAAAAUACUCAAGUCAACUUUCACGCACUGGAGCGACGCCGAUGUCGUGACCGUCGGUGAAAGGCUUGUUUCUGCCAUCCACGGUUCACUGUCGACUGUAACUGGAAUCAUAACAGUGUCAUCAUGCAACAAUAUCAUGACUGACAGGCACUGGCUGGUGGAUGAGUUCAUGUUGUUUGCUGUUCCCUACAUGGCCACGGACAUCUACGCCAUGUACCUGAGCCACUUCCACAUUCAGAGGGUCAAAGGUUACAGCAGCCUGUACAGCAGCCACUCACUGCUGACAGCGAAGGCUUUCCUCUCCAAGGAUUGGUUGAUCGUCCUCCAUCACCUGGUGCUGAUUCUUGUGUGCUUCCCCAUUGCUAUGUUCUUCAGGAGAGGACUGGGUGAUUUCUUCCUUGGCUGCUUUUUCACCGCAGAAUUCAGCACACCAUUUGUGUCUCUUGCAAAGAUCCUCAUCCAGCUGGGCCUCGACAACACCAGGCUGCACCGGGUCAACGGCAUCUUCGUCCUCCUCACGUUCCUCAUGUGUCGGAUCCUGGUCUUCCCCUUCAUGUAUUGGAUGUACGGGCGAAAGUUCGGCAUUCCGCUGCACAAGGUACCUUUUCAUCUACCUUGGCACUGCAAUGCUGGGAACCUGCUCUUCCUGGCGCCGCAGAUCUACUGGUUCUUCCUACUGUUAAAGAAAGCCGUGCGAUUGUACGGAAGACAUGGGAAAGUGCAGUAACUCAACAGUUUUUUUUAACAUAGCCUUAUUGGACACACAACGCAGUCUCAAAAGAGACUUUGGUGCAUGAUUUCCUGAAGCUUAGCGUUUUCUUGAUUGCUUCGAGGUAGCAGUUAACAGUCAACGCACCAGGCCUAAACACACACAGGAACUUAUGGUCAAGAUGACAGUUAGUAUGCAAAAGGCUCUCACCCUGCCAUGUAAUUCAUCAUUACACAGUGGAUGAGAAAAAUAACAACACAGCACUCACUGUGAAUCAAUGCACCAUUGCUCGUCAUUUUAGCUUUAUUACGUACCUUUAAUACCAGGGCCAUUUCUUGUCUUUUUAAUACCCACCGACAUUACACAUUUAUCCCCACACAGCACACAUUUGAGCCUUACACACUUGGACAGAAUUGUUGGUACCCUCCAAUGGUCAGAGACAUAACUUGACUCUGGCAAAAGUAAUAAUAAAUACAAAUUAUAUGAAAUGUAACCAAAGAAAGUCAGACAUUGCUUGAAGAGAAUUAUGGUAAUGGUUUUAUUUCAGUUGAACAUGCAUCAGAUUACAAUUGAAUGCAUCACAUAAUCAGUUCCCAGUUCUACAUGUCCAAAAGGAGUAGGAAGAAGCAAAGCUUAUUAAAUCCUACCCCUCCAUCUGGUACUUUUACAAUCAGUAACUGUUAUAUUUGUUCACUUCCUGCUUUCCUAAUAUAGUUGUUUUUUUUUUUUAUCUAAAAAAAAAAAUAAAAAAAUUGUCCCGUACCGAAGUACAAGGUGAUAUGCCCAUACAAUGACCUAAUGUGUACCAUAGUAAGUGUCAAUAUAGUGAUAUAUAUAGCACAUCAUGACUGGUUCAAGACUCUUCAUCCUUGUAUUUAGCAAACAUCAACUGCUUGUAUUGUUUCUUGAAUUGGCUCAUCGUUGUGCAUUGUUUGAGGUCCUUACUCAGUCCAAUCCGUAGUUUGAUUCCACAUACUGAAUUGCUAUGGCUUUUUAACGUAGUCCUAGCAUAUAAGUGUUUCAUGGCCUACAAGGUAAUCACUGUGCUGUUUGGUGACACGGUGUGUAGCACACUCAGGAGAUUAGAAAGAAAAUGAUAGACAAUCAUGUUAAAGGUAAAGGUUGGAAGACUUUCUCCAAGUAGCUUGAUGUGUCAGAUCGCACCAUCCGUCGUCCUUUGACCAAAGCGGACUUAAUGGGAGUCAACAGAGGAGGACACUGGUUGAAAACAAAUCAUUAAAAAGCGUUAUGAAUGGGUUUAGUCCAGCCUCUCUAUGUAAUAACUCAUCUAAAAAUCCCUCCAAUAAAAGCGCUGUUUUUAGACAGCUAUUUCUAACAUGAUAUAUUUGUAAGAAUUGUUUGCAUCAUCAAUAGUGUAAAUAAAAAUGGA
Molecule: messenger RNA, 2224 nt
Organism: Doryrhamphus excisus (bluestripe pipefish)
Lineage: Eukaryota; Metazoa; Chordata; Actinopteri; Syngnathiformes; Syngnathidae
Product: TLC domain-containing protein 3A-like
Biological process (GO): lipid homeostasis
Cellular component (GO): endoplasmic reticulum; membrane
Source: RefSeq, a predicted model, not a curated record